GUCGAUUGUACACUGGCUACGCGGUUGUCGCUUGGGUGGACAGUGUAGUUACAGCAACAUAAAAGUGGAAUAAAAUGCCGCGUUUUGAUGUAAAUAGAAACGCCGCUUCAUUGUUUGUAGUUACCGCUUCUUAAUCAACACGGGUCCAUCCUUGGAGCAGGCGGAGGCAGGCCUAAUUUCGCUUUUUACCAGCAAUAUUUCAUGGAGAGAAGUGACGUCCAUCUUUCCCACAGCAGCUGCACACUUCAGUCCCCGCUGAAUAAAAUAUGAACUGAAGAGCUCUUGCUCUGCUCCACGUCACAUAUCUCUGCAGCACCCGCUCUUCGCUCUCGUUGCUGUUCGGCGCAAGAGUCAACCGCACUGCCUCGCCACACCUGGACAGAGAAAUGCGUCUGCACGUAUGUUAUCAGAUGCAUGACUGUGUUUGAGUGGUUUUCAGCCGCACUUCCAUUCUCAUCUUCAAAGAGGCGCUUUUCCACUUGACCGACUCCAACAUUUGUCUUCACAACUGCAAAGCAUCAUGGGUAGGAAAAAGAUUCAGAUCCAAAGGAUCACUGAUGAAAGAAACAAGCAGGUGACGUUCACAAAGAGAAAGUUUGGCUUGAUGAAGAAAGCCUACGAGCUGAGUGUGUUGUGCGACUGUGAGAUCGCCCUGAUCAUCUUCAACCACGCGAACAAGCUGUUCCAGUACGCCAGCACUGAUAUGGACAAGGUCCUGCUCAAAUACACCGAGUACAACGAGCCGCACGAGAGCCGGACCAACGCAGACAUCAUUGAGACUUUAAGAAAGAAAGGUUUCAACGGAUGCGACAGUCCAGAGCCGGACGGCGAAGACUCGAUCGAUCAAAUUCCUCUUAAUGAUGACAAGUUUCGUAAGACCACAGAGGACCUGGAUGUUCUCUUCAAACGCUACGGACAGGCGGCUGCUCCACAUCAGACAUUCUCCAUGCCGGUCACGGUCCAGGCGACCAAUCAGGGCACGCUGCAAUUUACUAAUCCUGGCAAUGCACUGGUAACUACCUCCUAUGUCACAUCGUCACCGCUCACAGAUACCCACCUCCUAUCGCCACAGCAACCGGCUCUUCAGAGAAAUACAGUGUCUCCUGGGUUGCCACAGCGACCAGCCAGUGCAGGCGCUCUUCUUGGAGGGGACCUGGAUAAUUCAAACGGAGGAUGUCCGAGUCCAGUCCCUAAUGGAUACACCAGUGCCAGGGCCUCCCCAGGUCUGCUCACAGUCUCCAACAGCAACAGUCUGGGGAAAGUAGUUCCGGCCAAGUCUCCACCCCCACCUCCCAGCCCGCAGAUCAACAGCCGUAAGCCAGAUCUCCGAGUCAUCACCUCACAGGGAGGAAAGAGCCUCAUGCAGAUGACAGAGGAGGAGCUGGAAUUGGUAAACGAGAACGCCCAGCGGCUGGCAGCUGGAGCUCAGGUGGCACAGACGCUCACCACGCCGGUGGUUUCUGUAGCCACACCAAGUCUCCUGGCACAGGGGCUGCCGUUCUCCGCCAUACCCACAGCGUACAACACAGAUUACCAGCUGACCAGCGCUGACAUCACCGCUCUGCAUGCUCUGGCGUCACCUGGCGGUUUGUUGCCCACCAGUGUGUCCACAUGGCAUCAACAGUCCGUUUCCCAGCAACCGCAGCCACAGCAGCAGCAGCAAACGCAACAGCAGCAACAUCUCAAUCUUGCAUCACUCAGCAACUUGGUCAUGUGGGGCGUGGACAAACAGAGCAGCGAGCUGUCUAGCCAAGUGUCCAGUCUGGCAGCCAAUCUGAGUGUUGGCUCUCCGUCCAACCUGCUCUUGGGUAGAGAUGAGUGGUUGGGCCGGCCGGUGACCAACAUACCUCAAGGCGCCAUGCUGACCGUCAACACGAACUCCAGCGUGAGCAUCAAGUCGGAGCCCGUCUCACCCGGCCGGGACCGCAGCACCCCCUGUCCUGCUCCUCUCCCUCCUUCUUCCACGCCGUCCUCCACAGCAGGUGGUUCCAUCCUGACCGCUCAGCCGCAGUAUCCCAGCUCCCUGUUGUGCUUGGAGCCGCUGACCGGCCGCUCUCCUGCGGACAGCGUGAGCAGCAACGCCAGCUCCUUCGAAGGCAGCGAUCGGGAUGACGGCGGCGUUGCAGGCGGCGGCGGCACAGCCGGCAGCACCAGGGCCGAGCUCCUCAGGGUGUCGAACGAACCAGAUCAGGACGGGGGAAACAUAAAACGCAUGAGGUUGGACGCCUGGGCCACAUAAACUGCAGUCGCAGUAAAGUUUAAACACUUUAACACCCCCUCAUUGUUAGCCCCCACUGUCCCCACCCCACUGCCAUGUGACACUAUCAUCAAAUCUGUCCCGCUUUACUCUCCAUGUCACCCAGACUUACAGGGCUCUCCCAACAA
Messenger RNA from Nematolebias whitei (Rio pearlfish), 2385 nucleotides. RefSeq names its product myocyte-specific enhancer factor 2D homolog. The record is from RefSeq and is a predicted model, not a curated record. Gene Ontology annotation, biological process: positive regulation of transcription by RNA polymerase II. Lineage: Eukaryota; Metazoa; Chordata; Actinopteri; Cyprinodontiformes; Rivulidae. Gene Ontology annotation, molecular function: protein dimerization activity; DNA-binding transcription factor activity, RNA polymerase II-specific; RNA polymerase II cis-regulatory region sequence-specific DNA binding. The transcript has 13 exons. Bases 521 to 2239 code for a protein of 572 amino acids.